Molecule: messenger RNA, 2562 nt
Organism: Didymodactylos carnosus
Lineage: Eukaryota; Metazoa; Rotifera; Eurotatoria; Philodinida; Philodinidae
Source: the annotation of a GenBank genome assembly
AUGCCUCGAAAACACGAAUAUUAUACUUCUCUUAAAGUUUAUAAGCAACGUCAGCGUCGAUAUGAUAGACAAACAGUUACCAACGAGGUCUCAGAUAAUAGUUCCGAUGAAUUUUGUGCUGAUAAUGAACAACAACAUAUACAGAUAAAUAAUGAUGACUGUACAGCACAACAUUUACUUGUAAAUAAAUCUGAUACAUCUAAUUUAAAUUAUAUUGACGAUGAAUAUGAUAAUUUAACAGGAACAAAUGGUCCGAAUGUAUAUCCAGAAGAUUCGAAACCACUAUUCCACCAAAGUACAACAACAGUUAAAGCUGCUAUAAAAUUAUUAAGUGAUUUUUAUACAAAUGCCAAUCUUGAUAAAGAAAAUGUUAUCCAAUUAUUAAAAACCAUAAAAUCAAUAUUACCACAGCCUAAUCUAAUGCCAACAACAUGGAAAGGUAUAUUGAAAGUAUUAGGUAAAACCUGUGUAUCCAGAACAACAUUUUUAUGUUCAACCUGUUAUCAACAAUGUAUUAAAACAAAAUAUGGUAUUAAAAAAUGUAUGAAUGAUACCUGUUUAUUAUACGGCAAAAAGUUAAAAAGUAGCGAAAUCGUCGAAAUUGUAAAUCUCGAUGUUCGUUCACAGAUCCAAUCAAUUGUGCGGCGUAAUAUUAGUGUAUUAAGUCAUCAGGAAUUAUUUCCAAAAAGUGACAUUUGUUAUGGCUCUCGUUAUCAAGAGGCAAGUACACAACAAAGAAAUCCCAUCACAAUAAUUCUUCAUUCUGAUGGAGCACCGUUAAUUAAAACAUCAAAGCAUUCAUUAUGGCCAUGUUUUGCAUCAAUUGUGGAAUUACCACCGCCAACUCUCGAAUAUCAAAUGAAUAUCAUUAUCGUGGCAUUAUGGUCAUCACGAAAGAAGCCAAAUGUUAAUAUAUUUUUAGAAGAAAGUGUGAAAGAAUUAAAAUAUUCGAUGAAUAAUGGAACAAGUUUAUUUAUUAAUGAACUAGAAUUCAAUAUUAUUUUAUUAACGCAGUAUUUUGUAUCAGAUUUACCAGCAAAAGCAUUAUUUUGUAAUACAAUUAAUUUUAAUGGCUAUUAUGCAUGUAGUUGUUGCCGUACAAAAGGUGAAUGGAAUGCAACAUAUAAAAUGAUUUUAUAUCCAUACAAUGGCAAUGAUUAUACAGCACGUACACAUGAUGGAUAUGUAAAAGCUGCUCAGGAAGCUGCUAAAAAAUCAAGCGGUGGUCGAGAAGUUGCUGUUGAUGGUAUUAAAGGUUUAUCAGCUUUAUUAGAAAUAUUUUCUUAUCCAUCACAAAUUGUGUUUGAUUACAUGCACUUAGUAUGUCUUGGUCAUGUGCCUACAUUAAUCAAACGGUGGUGUAAAAUUAUUAAUAAACAAAAUGUACAAGAUAUUGAUGAUGAAUUAAAACAAAUACGUUUACCACAUAAUAUGAAAGUUAAUUAUCUUGAUUCAGUUACUGCUGUAGAUCAAUGGAAAGCAAAAAAUUCAAGAUUAUUCGUAUUAUAUGUUGGUGUUCCAAUUUGUGUUAGUCAUUUACCACUAUUAUAUGCUUCUCAUUUUGUUAUUUACUCAGUAGUCAUUAAAUUAUUACAUGCACGAGCAACGGAUGAUGAAAUAGAUUUUGUCAAUCAGUUGAUCCAUUAUUAUUGUAAAACAGCACCAUUAGUAUACGAUCCAUCUAUUGAAUUAUUUUCAUUACAUGCUCAUCUUCAUCUUCCAACACAAAAACAACAGUACAUCAUGGUGCAUGGAACAAAACAUCUAGCUAUUCAAAUUGCAUAUUGGACCGAUAUUGAAUGUAUUGUUAAAACAACAGAAUUUGAAAUUCCAUCAUCAACUGCUGUUAAUGAAAUACAACUAAAUCAUACAGCCAUUGAUCCAUACCGUCCAAUAUUAAUGAAUCUUAUUGCAAGUGAAAAUCAACAACAUAAUGAUGUUAUAUUUUAUAAACGUUAUAAAGAUAAAUUUAUUACUUAUCAUACAUUAUUAUACGAUGAACCAUUUAAUUGUGUUAGUUAUAUUAUUUCAUCUAAAUCUGCUUUAGGUGUGGAAUAUGGAAAUAUUAUAUUAUUUUAUAAAUAUCAUAAUGAUUAUUUCAUUUUCGUACAAAAAUAUCAAGCAUCGAAGAAAAAAAUGUCACAAUUUGUUACAAUUCCAUCAGAAAUGCAUCAGAAACUAGAUGAAUUAUAUACAUUAUUAACAUCACCACCACAACAACAACAUAGCAAACGUACAAAAACAACAAAUACAAAAUCUAAACGUCAAUGUACAUCAUCGUCAAAAAAGUCUACCUCACCAAAUACAAGCAUAUCAACUCCAUCAUCUAUUUUUUUGGUUGAUACACCACAAUUGGAAUAUGAGAAGGAUGACGAUAGUGAUUAUGAAAAUAAACCACCACCACGAAAACAAUCAAAUCAAACAACACCAUCUUCAUCACCAAUAUCAAUUCUUCGAACACCAAAACCAUUAACUGGUAGAAAAAUUCUUAGUACAAAUUAUGAUAAUUAUGAGGAUAAUGAACAACCAUCACAAAAAGAACUCGUAUGUUUAUUAAAAUAA